Hemiscyllium ocellatum (epaulette shark) is the source of this 1320-nucleotide messenger RNA. RefSeq lists its product as uncharacterized. The coding region runs from base 271 to 1320 and encodes 349 amino acids. The transcript has 9 exons. The record is from RefSeq and is a predicted model, not a curated record. NCBI's taxonomy places the organism in Eukaryota, Metazoa, Chordata, Chondrichthyes, Orectolobiformes, Hemiscylliidae.
GUUCAAGUUAAAAGUCUCAACUUCUCCCGUGCACGGGGAAUGAUUUUUGUGCGAUUCGUUGGUACUCCAUGAUUGUUUGGAAGAUGGCUGCGAGCCUGGAGGCUGCGCUCUGUGUUGGAAGCGUCGUUGCCUGGUUACGGCCGCUGCCUGGUAACCCGGGAGAGUCCGCGCGGGGCCCAAACAUUGACGAGGAGGUUCCAGCAGCUGCUGUAGAAAUCGCAGCGAGAUGUAGCCAGGGGUAUGAUCUAAACUACGACAACCAGGAACAGAAUGGCGGAGGCACACCUAUUCAGUAAGAAAAGUAGUGGAUGGCCUGCUCAACUACGAGAGAUGAACAAAGGUUCGUGUCAUCUUGGUUCCUCUGCAUGCCGUAAAUGUGACUGGGGGAAAGAUGCAUUACCGUUUGUCUGCAAAGUGAUUCGUCAUGUCCGUGAAUUAGAAACAAAGACUGAAGCAUGGUUCAGACAGCUUCCAGCACCUGUACGAUCAGAAUCCCAAGAAACAAGUCUAUCUUCAGAAAGUGCAAAUGGGAAUGGUGAGAGAUAUGUAACCUCUGAUACAGAUGUAUCAGAUCAAAAAUUUUCCAGUGAACUUUGUGUUCAAGGUGUUGGACUUGAUCAAAAAGAUGAACAAACCACGGAUUUGCAAAAAGAAGUAAGGGCUGUGCUCUCGGAGAUCAUUGGCUUGAUGGAGGAACUUAAAACUGAAUGCGAAAAGGCAAAUGAUGCUUUAAAAGCAGAAAGAGAACGGGUAACAAUGCUUGGGAAUAAGAUUGAUCAACUUUCACUCUGGUGGCUGCAUGAAUUUCCUGAAGCUGUACAGAAAGAUAUUCCAGCUGAAGCUGACACAAAGGACUUGGAAAUGAGCCAUCUGCUUCCAGUCAGCUUUGGACAAAGGAAAACAUCAGGACUCAUUGUGCUAAUAUCUUUUACAGUUACCAAGUCACCUUGCAUUGAAAUUCUAAUGGAGGGCAUUGAGCAGUAUGACAUGUUGCUGCAUGGCUAUUUUAAGGUUCCACCUACUGCAUGUGCCAGUAACUGCAGCAAAUGCACGGCAAUUUCCUUGGUGUAUAUGCGAUGUCUUCUCAUGAGGGAAAGCCAGCAACUGAAGAUCCUCUCCCCAAGGAGUGGAGGCGAUGCCCUGGAUGCAGACAAAGUGACAAUCAAACCUCUGAGGAUACAGUUUGAGACAGUGACCUGGAGCUACGUCCAAGAGAACACUAUAGACCUCAGCACCGUCAAGCUUGAGAGGCCAGCCAGAACAUUGUUGAAAGCUGCUUUCUGGAAGAAUAAGCAAGAGUUUAGUUUUUCUUUCAUUUGA